AAAAAUUAAAACCGGGCGUCGAAUUCGUUAUAUCCCCGAUUCAUAUGCUGGUGCUUUAAAUUAUUAGUGAGUCAUUUACUGAAUUCAUUACAGUGCUGCAAAGUGAAAUUCUUGAGGACAUUGCAGAGCAUAAAAUCGACGGAAGAGCAGACGGUUGAUUCACCAAGUCUGUUGGGUUGUCAAACCAGGCGAGUAAAAUGAUAGAAUUUGGAAUGGGUAUGGACAACUCGAUUGGGUAAUAAGACACUUGGGUUGAACCACAUUAAAAGAUUGAAUCCAAUCGAUUAGUUAGUUUAACUCAAGAGCUUAUAUACCGGAUUAUUUUACUCUUGGACUUCCGAUGUGGGAUGCACUCUAACAUAAAAUACAUUUAUUAUACUUUUCAUAAGAGUUUUUAACUGAAAGAUGUCCAUUGAAGAAGGUAAUGGGAAAGGUUUCAGGCUUAUACAUAUCUCACUGUUUAAGCCCUAUAUAUAUCUGCGUCUGUCAAUUGGUGUAAUAUAUUCGAUUAAUUGUCUCUGCAUUUUGAGUGUUUUGUGAGGGUUAAGUGUGUGCUAUGACAAUGACUUCAACAAAAGUAGCUCGCAGCAGUAAGAAAGAGAGUUACGCUCUAAUCCAGAAGCUUUCUUGUGAUGCCGAAAAUUGUAGAAUUCUGGUACGAGUAUCCCAACUUUGGGAAGCGUACAGUCUCAAAAACAAUGAAGAGCUUAUUAGUAUGGACAUGGUUAUGAUUGAUGAUGAGGGUUUUUAUGUCCAUGCCCAUUUCUUUCGCGAAAUCGUUGAAGGCGGGAUAUAUUAUACUUCCUCUGUCAAACAUAGAUCUUCCCAGACACUAUUCACAUGGUCAAACUUUACUCACUUUGUUUGCUCAACUUUACUAGUCAUUUCAUAAAAUAAUAUAGUCUUGUCACCUCUAGUUUUGCAGAACUUUUCAUGUAGUUUAUUACUAUAUAAAUUUUAUUUUAAAAUUUUACUCCUAUAAUCAAUUAAAUUGAAUUGAAAAUAAAGUCGGUCAAGCCUCGUAACUCGUAAUGGGAAGAUCAUACAUGGACGGAGGGAGUAUUAAAAAUUUUGACGUAGUUGAUAACAAAGACAAAUAUCGUGUUGUGGGAGACAAUAAAAUCAUGAUUCAGUUUAAUCCAACCUCAAGUGUAAGACCGGCACCUGGUGGAGGACCUGAAAUUCCGAUGCACCGGUUUGAUUUCCUUGAUUUUGAUAAAGUACCUACGAGGCUUAACCAAACCUAUAUUCUUACAGAUGUUGUGGGGCAAGUAUGCAGUGAGGGGGAAGCCAUGGAUAAGAACAUUAACAAUAGGGUAGUAAGAUGCCUUAUGCUUGAACUACAGGAUUUGAGAGGUGCAAAAACUAGACUUACACUUUGGGGUAAGAGUGUUGAAGAUUAUAUUACCCAAAAAAGGCACUUGAGGGUUAUGUAAUUGUUGGAGUGUUCACAUCAAAUCUGGUGAAAGAAUACAUGAAAAGGCCUACAUUGUCUUCUACCACUGCUUCUAAGGUGUACUUAGACAUUCCCAUUAAUGAAGUUGCUGCUCUAAAAGAAAAAUAUAGUGAAGUUUGCGAUACGCAACCCCUCUUGGUUCAGACGGUCACUGUGUACAGAGAGAUACAGUUCUUGCUGGCUUGAAGAGCAUUGCCGAGAUUUUGGAUAUUGCAUCACAUGACUUUGAAAUUGUAUCGCAUUGAACUCGGCGUUAAUGAUGACACAAAUAUUACAAAGUUUAUUAGUAUUUUUGAUGAGGAAGCUGAGAAGAUUAUCGGCCAAACUGCUACUAGCUUGUACGAAAUGCAGGAAAAACAGGAAGAAGAUUCCGAAGGACAGCUACCUGCACUGAUUGAGAAUCUAAUUGGCCAGAAGUAUGUGUUUCAUGUCAAGCUCACUGAAUACAACAAAACAGCAUAUAAACAGAGCUUUGGAGCUACUAAAGUACACAUGGAAUCCAUACUUGGACCUAUGAAAAAUAAGGAGACACCUAUACAUGCUUCUACGAGUAGCACAAGCAGUUCAAGUGGUAGUGAAUAUCACAUUGCAGAGCCCACUGGGAAAUUUGCAAAUAAGAAAAGGCGUUUAAGUGUGAAGAACAAUGACGCUACUGCCAGCCCUUGAAGCUUGAGGAUGAGGGUUAUCUACCACUGGAAUUGUCACAAAUAUCAUGCAAUAAGGUCUUUCCCAAUAAAGUUUACUUGCCUGACCAGCAGCUGUGUUUCCACAAAAUUAGCCAUUUUCCGAGACAUUUCCUUUUCAAUUCUUUUUCUCAGAGUUCGGCUACCGUAAAUCGGGUUUUGAAACCUUAAACAAAAUUUGGGAAAAAGAACGACAAAGCCAGUUUGGUAAGAAAAAUCAAGAAUGUCUCAAUUUUGCAGUGUUACGUUCUUCCUCCAAAUUCUUCCUUCAAAUCAAAUUUGAGUUCUCUCCUGAAACGCAAAUUGCUGCAUUUGAUUUUUCAACGCAGUGGAAAUCUUCAGAAUCACCACCAAGAUCUUCUUGCACCCAGAAACAAAAACAAUUGCCCAGAUUUCAUAUUCUGUUUCAGUUAGAGUUGGGACUGGUUUAGUAUUAUUGGGUGUUCUCAAUAAAUUCUUGGGUAGGUCUCAAACCCACACGCAUUUGUUUAUUCUUGUUUUUGAAAUCUACACAUAUUUAUUGUGGCUCAAAUUACUGAUUUUUUUAAGCUCUUCAUUUAUAAAUUUUAAUUGUUCAAAGUAUUAAAAAGAGUGGAAAAAAAGGUGUGGGAAUACCGUUUAAAUGUUAAGUGUAUGUAUUUUAGUUAUAGUGUAUUUCCGUUCGAAUCAGAGAAAAUUAAUUCAACCCAGAUCAAUUCCACAACUUCAAAUCAAUUUCAAUCAAAUUGGAACAUAAAAAAUUCAAACCAUAUUUAAAAAAAUUUAGACGAAAAAGACAGAGUCAGUACAAACAUGUAAUCCAAUCAUGUGGCAAGAAGAUGAAGAAAAGAGAAUCUCCUUGGCGAGUUUAUUGGUAAAGCUGGAGCUUUCAACUCCAUUGCUAUUGCAAACUAAGAAAUUGCCUCAAAACACUGAGUUGUCUAGGGACAGAGUGAGUUUGCGUUUUAUGAAAAUCAAAAAUCGAAUUCAAUUGAUUGAAAACAUUUUUCACAGAAUUGAGAAAUCCAAUGAAUUGAAAUCAUUUACCAGGAAAUAAAGGGCUUGAAAGAUCACUGGAAACAGAUUGCAAUCAAGCGAGUGAUUCUGGAUUUCAUAUCGCAAGUUUUGAUUGUUUGAUACUGUCCGGAUCGGAUUGUGAUUUCGAACCCCGGACAAGAAGCUGACUUGCUUGAAUACGAAAACAAAUUGUUCAAGGAGAAAAAACACGAAAAGAAUAAAAUAAUCGGAAUCCGACGUCCGCCAUAGACAAACAGAAAAGAUUAAUCUACACCGAGAACAGACGUCGCCGGGUGGCGGGGGACUAGGGUUUGGUCCGUCGAGUACUUGUAAGGGAGAGGAAGGCGAUAGCAUAAAUAGGGAGUUGAAAU
Molecule: messenger RNA, 3506 nt
Organism: Cuscuta campestris
Lineage: Eukaryota; Viridiplantae; Streptophyta; Magnoliopsida; Solanales; Convolvulaceae
Source: the annotation of a GenBank genome assembly